CCCCCCAAAAAAUCCCAUCUUCGAAGACGCCCCCCCUUCCCUUGCCUUCCCCCCCCCCCCCCCCCCAUCUUCCAGUCCGCAAUCCGCGCACCGAAGCACAAGGUGCCAGUCAGUCCCCAAGCCCGCAGAGUCCAAGUCCCCCAACCUAAGCAGUGCAGUCACUGUUCCUGCUCGUUCGCCCUCUCUCUCUUUUCGGCUUGGCCUAGGCUCCGGCCUGCACGCUCCUGCACUGGGACCUGUCUCGCUCAACUCGUACCGCACCGCACCAGCACCAGCACUGCUACCUACUACUCCUACCCAGGUACUGCUGCUGCUGCUGCCACCACCACCACCGCUGGUGUCUGCUACGCUCCUUUGGGGGACCCAUCCAUCUUUCUCUCCUUCGUGUCGUGCCCCCCUCUCUUCUUCUCUUUCAAUCUCUUUUCCACCCUCACUUGCUCGACCCAAAACACCCUUCUCUACCUCACCUCCGGUCCUCAACACUCGAUUUCCUCCUCAUACUACAUUCUCCCGACUCGGCCCAGCUUUUCGAAACGCUCCAUCCCUCCCCGUCAACGAGGCGCAACCGCUCAACCCUUUCUUCGACUUGAUCCGUCUGCUGGUUUCGAUCGGUUCGUGGACACGCUCUUCGCGAUCACAAUUCGAAAAGUUUUCCACCUCACGACGCCCACAACACACGCUUGUGACAACCUAACGGUGUUUUCCUGGUUUCGGGACGACCGCGGUGUGUGA
Molecule: messenger RNA, 732 nt
Organism: Colletotrichum abscissum
Lineage: Eukaryota; Fungi; Ascomycota; Sordariomycetes; Glomerellales; Glomerellaceae
Exons: 1
Source: RefSeq, a predicted model, not a curated record